This is a messenger RNA of Miscanthus lutarioriparius, 1647 nucleotides long. NCBI's taxonomy places the organism in Eukaryota, Viridiplantae, Streptophyta, Magnoliopsida, Poales, Poaceae. The record is from the annotation of a GenBank genome assembly.
AUGGCCGUCGUCGACGUCGUCCCGGUAGCCGCCCACCGCUCGGACGGCGGCGGCGCCACGCCUGCCUGCUUCCCGAUCUCGACCCUCCUCCCCGCGUCCGCCGCCAUCUGCAUCUGCAUCGCCGCAUCCGCGUACUACGUCUCCACGCUGCUGUCCUACUACGCCACGUUCGCCGUCUCCCUCGUCUGCUUCGCCCGCGCGGUAUGGCCACACCGCGUCGACGCCUACGCGCGGCAGACGGCGUCGCGCGCGCGCGCCGACCUGGAGGCCGACCUGCGGCGUCUGAGGGACGUCGCGGCGCGAGGAGCGCACCCCGCGACGACCGCGCCCGUGCACGCCGCGGCCGAAGCGUGCGCGCGCCUCGCCCGCGCCACCGUCGCCGGCUGGAGGAGGAAGUGGGACGAGCACAGGGACGCCGCGUGCGCGGCCAGGUUCGUGCUCCGCCUGGUCGCGCUCGUCGCCCGUCUCGCCGCGACCGUGCUGUUCGACGCGGCGUGCGAUGAAGCUAGGGCCUGGGCCCCGUCGGUGCUGGGAUACUUGAGACGCGUGGCCGAUGGGAUCAGGCCACCGUCGUCGUCGUCGUCGUGCAACAAGGGCGAGGACGACGAGGCGGCCGCCGGCUUUGUGUUGAAGGACAUCGUGUGUCUCGUCGGGACCGGGUUCUACCUCCUGUUCACCAUGCACCUGCUCUUCAGCUCCAGCGACGCCAGUGGGAUGCAGUUCUGUGCGGUGUGCUUCGCGGCGACGUGCGGCUUGACGAUGGUGAUUGCUGACUGGAUCGACCCGCCGGACGAUGAUGCCGACGAAACUGACACCACCGCCGCCACGGAUGACGACAGCCGCCCCGAGGGCGAUGCCGGCGGCGAGGCAAGCCGAGACGAGGAGCUCGAAGUGCGCCAGUCGUGGCGGUUCCUCUGGGUUCUGGUCCUCAUCACGCACUGCGUCGACGCGUACCUCCUCAACGUCACGCUCGGCCCGCAGCCUACAACACUCGCGAUCUUGGCCCUCUGCAACUUGGCGGUGCUCAAGGUUGGAAGGCAAGUCCAGCUGACGCCGGACGACGGGGAGGGAGCGGGAGCUGUCGACAAGUGGCGCCGCGGUGCCAUGGUGGUGUACGCGGCGUGCAGCGUCAAGGUCUUUGUCGUCUACCUCGUGCUCGACUGUUACCUGGCCGCGCUCGGCUUCUUCUGGCUUUUCGUCAUGGCGGACCUCCUGUUGGCUGAGGAGGACAACCUGCCGGACUUCGAUACCUCGGGUGAAGAUGGGGAGGAGCGUGCUGGCUUCGAAGGGGACAUCACCGGAGGCGAUGAGGAAGAGGUUGAUGAGGAGACCAGGGAAGAGCAUUCCGACACGAACUCAUCAGAGGAUGAGGAGGAAAGUUCUGCGCAUUGUGAUAGUUCAUCGUCAGAGGAUGAAGAGGAAAGUUCUGUGCAUUGUGACAGUUCAGAAGAGGAUGAGAUUGUUGAGGAGCAGCGACACGAAGGACCGGGUUACGGCAGCGGCGGCAGCACGGACGACAGCUGGGAUUUGGUAGACGUCGACGAUCCGGAGAUGCCGGCAAAAGCUAACUGCAGCGCCAAGCGGAGGAAGUCCAGGCUUAUCCCAUGGAAGCACACGCCGCGUGAUAUCCUGUUGACGCGUGGCUGA